CACCAACUAUCCGAAGGAGAAGCCUGCCCAGUACACCAGACCACACACGAAGAGGCCCAAUCCAGCGUUCACGCAGCAGCUGAAGACGGUAAUGGAGCGUUGCGAGAAGAUCCCGGCCGAGACUUACGAGUCACGCAACCGUAGUGGCGUCGAGGAAGAGCCGAGACUGUGGCCGCGCGUAGAUCGCGAAGGCAAGGCUCUGGGGGACGCCGAGUACGUGGUGCCGUCGCCGCCCGAACGAGAACAGCAAUCUCAGACUUUGAGUCACGCUGAUCUGGAGGCUUACGUAAGAAGCUACCAGGACCCUCAGGUGUCUCAGGUGGACCUCUAUCGUGAGACUACGUUGACGCAAGCGGGCCUGGAGGAAUACACAAGGGUGCAGCAUUCUCAACAGGCCAGCUACGCGCAAUCCGAAGGAUAUCACAGUUAUGUAUCCAGCGUUGACUCCACGACGAACACGCCGUUUCUCGACAGAUUGAGAAGAGACAGCGAAGCGGUGGCGCAAAGGCCGGUGGCCUCUUGGGAGGACACCUCCCGAGAAGGAAGGGACAGCGUGGUGACUACGUCCAGCGGCAGCGCGUCCAGCAGCGAGACCUUAAAAUGGCACGGUUCGAUGUCGGAUGUUAGCGUGUCGAGCGGUAUGCCGCCUCGCCAAGGAGCGUCUGACCGAUGGCACCACGGCUCCAUGUCGGAUGUCAGCAGCGUGAACGGCGGGAUCAUCACUCAGAAAGCCAGUAACGGCUGCCACGAGAAGUGGCAGAGCUCCAUGAGCGACGUCAGCACUUCCGGAAUCGGCGCGACGACCAAGAGCAGACACAGCGAGAAAUGGCCGGACAAGUGGCAGGUAGCUUCGAUGAACGACCGGAACAAGCAAACGCAGAGCAGACCCAGUUUGCCGGCGGUGAUCGGCCACUGUGCCACGUCCGCAUCGAUCGGCGAUAUCUGCCACACGUCGGCCACGCGAGAGAGCAAGUGGCAGGAAUCCAAUAUCGACGACGAGUCGUCGCUGAACGACAGACCGCAAGCGAGCCAAUGGGACAACUCGGCCAGAAUCGAGAACGACAAAUACGCUCAACCGCAGAGCCCCACGCGCCAGCAAGUGGGAACCUCCAGCCCGCAGAGCCCUGAGAAUUGGAAUCCCAUUCAUGGAUCGAUGUCCGACGUGAGUCAGAGCAGCGGGGUUCAAUGCAGCAAGCAGCUAAUCGCGCACAGUGCGAGAGUGCAGACUCCUCAGAGGCAUCAUUCGGAAAGUGUGCUCUACCUCGAUCGCGAGCGCAGUCAGCGGAAGCAUUAUCCCGUCGGUGUGACGCAGUCGCAAGAAUUCACGCAAUCUUCAAGAAUGACGUUGAGCUCGCCGCAGCAACCGCAGCUGUCGGUAGCCGAACGCAUCAGCGAGUUGGAGAAACAACAGCAACAGCAACAAAUGCGUUACACCUAUCUAGAUCCGGAGAAGCGUCACAGAGUGUCCGAUCCCACUCUGAAAGCGAUUCAAAAGAAGGCGUUGUUGUCCUUCUAUGAGAGACACCAUCAGGCGUCGUGGCGAUCGGAACCUCAAUUGGCCCAAGGACCCGCGCCGACACCUCAGAGUCCACCACCGCAGCCACCACCUCGACCAAGACCACCCUCGUCCAGAAGAGCCAGUUCUGCGUCCGAUUACGCCAGCGGCACGUGGCGGGAGAACGCCGCCAGGUCUCAGAAUCAAGGAAACGGCGAUCUGCCGAGUCCCAAGCACCAACACAGCAACAGUUGCGGUAGUCUCUCCACGGAUCUGUUGGGUCCCGUGAUAGUCGGGCCGGCGAUCUCAAUCGACGACUGGGUGCCCGAGAGACCGCCGAAAAAGCCACAUUUAAAAAACGCUUACAACGAACGCAUGCCUAGCCCUGACCUGCCGCCGCCGUCGCCGCCGACGGUCACGGAGAACGAGGUCCACGAUUGCGACGAUCCACUGCCGCCCCCACCGCCCGAGCUCAGCGACGAUUGCUUCGCGGAGAGUCCGCGUAAGUCCAACAGCAAUAACAGCAACGGCACCAACAACGUUCACCAUCAGACGGAGGAAACGACUAAGAUCAGUCGUGAAAGGUCGUGCGAACGACACAAAUCGGAAAGACACUCCAUGAAGAGAUCGAAGCACAGCGGUAAGAGAGAUCACGACAAGCCGACGGGCAAAUCCUCGCCGAAUUCGGCGAAAACGUGCGCGCAGGAGCAAGAGCAACAGCAAUUCGUGCGAUCCUCCACCGCGCUGAAGCACGUGGAGUCCGAGAUGGUGCUGGAGAACGGCGUGUCGGCCGGGUUCGCCACACACAGGAUGGUCGCCACGGGACGCUCCAGUCUCAGGUACCCCUCCACUCAGAAGCUGAUGGUGAACGGCAGAAUAGCGCCUACCAGGAGAAUAUCCGAGGAGAGAUCCUUCCCAUCGAGACCCCCGGCGCAAUUGCCCGACCUUAUAUCGCAGAGAUACAGCGAUUCCGGCAACCAGAGACCCGCGCCGCAAGUGCCGGUGGAGCCGAGGAUCAUCCGGCAGGAAUCGAUGCGAGUCGACAGUACGCGCGUCGACGCGUCCGGUUUGCUGAGGAACGAUUCCAGCCAGAGACUGGAGUCCUCCUCGGGCCAGAGACCCCAACCUCAAGUGCCUAAGAACGCUGACAAGAACGGUGGCGCGAGUCCAGCGUCGAGGCCGAAUUAUCUGCCGGUGACGGAGGCCACGAAGAGCCCGUCCAAGUACUUGAAGAGAGAGAAUCACAGUUUCUCCAUAGGCAGCCCGGUGAAAACGGGCUACGAGGCCAGCUCGAAGCUGUUCCCCGCGGACUCGAGUCCGCAGAAGUACCACGAGCCGCCGAAAUACGUUCCUAACCACCAUCAACGUCCCAGCGACGUGACGCAGAGGAAUUACUACGCCCUGCCGCCGAAGUACGUGGACGUGCCGAAGCAGAAACCUCAGCCUCAGUGUCCAACGGAGAGAUACAGCUCGGGAUCCCCCAGUUCCCCGCCGCCGCCCUUAGCGCCGCGACAGAACACGCCCGGGAGAAAAUCGCUUCCGCCUCCACCGAGACCCGCUCCACUGCACGCUCAUCAGGGAAGCCAAUCCAAGGCUUCCUACUUGGCUUACAGACGAGAGCGCGGCGCUCCUGAUAGCGAGGGUAGCUACAAGAGAACGAUGUCGCCGACCUCUCGACUGGACGAUUGGCCGCCUCCUAGGGACCACGACGACCCUGUGCUAUUGCGGGUGACGCCGCAUCAUCCGUUGCAGCAGCAACAGCACCAUCAUCAUCACAACAAUCAUCAUCAACAGCAGCACUCCGACUUGUCCAAGUCGCACAGUGUGGACGCUCUUCAUCAUCGUUUGGACGAGAGACCCUCCCAACAGCAGCAACCGCAGCAGCAACAGCAGCAACAUUCGGCGGAGGUGGUCAAUAAGCUGUCGCACGAACUUAGCAAAAAGCUCCAGGCCAGCGAGGCGAGAUCCCGCGCCAAUAGCGAAAACAACAACAACGACAACCUCGAAGACCGUCAUCAGCAUCACCAUCAUCAUCAUUACCAAGAGAAGAGGCAUACGGAGAAGAGACACGAGUACGAGCAACGCAGGGAGCGACUAUCGCCGCAGAGCGUGGAGGUCCUUAACGACAGAAACCGGCAGCUGGAGCGGGAACGUCGGAAGUUGGCAGCGAGCUGCGAGCCCCUAUCUCAAAAUAGAGAGCAGCUGCGCGAAAUCGGCGGCCCGCUCACCGGCGACGACUUCUUCCGCGAGAGGAGCGCCACGAUCGAGAUGACCUCGCAGAACAUCGAAUUGCUGAAUCGCCGGAACGAGAAGAGGACAGAACGCGGCACGACGACGUCGGGCAGCACGAUAUCCACGUACUCGAUGAGCACCACGACGUCAUCGAUCGCGACGACGACGAUGAUGGCGGCUUACGACAACGGUUGGUCGCGGGCCGAGACGCAGAGCUCGAUAGAAGGUACGAUCUUCCCCGAGAGACCACCACCUCCGACGAGCUCGCCGCCGCGUUCGCCGGACAACGUCGAGAGCCCGAGCCCGCGAGGAGCUAUUCCGAGACGAUCGGGAAGCUGCUCGAGCUCCUCGUCCUCGGGGAGAUCGGUCGACGCUCGCGUAUCGCCGCGCACCUUGCUGUCCAGAUCGCCGCCGAAGAACUCCCCGGACUCUCUAACGAGGAACGAGGCGCGAAUCGAGUGCAACAGGAAGGUCUCCAGCCCGACUCAGACGGACAACACGGGUUCUUGGAACAGAUCCAACUCGCCGAGCCGGGUGACGAUGAGUCAGACGAGCCCCGAAGCGGAAAAGCCGUCCUCCAAGUUCCGCUCGGUCGGCGGCGGCAGGUCGCCCGCUUCCUCCAUCUCGAGCGUCUCGAAAGCCUCAUCCUCGCCGCCGAACUCGCCGGUGGACGAGGAGGACAAACUGUCGCCGACCUCGUCGCUCUGCGUGUCGCCCCAGCCGGGCAUCGAGGGGCUGACGUUGGUGCAGCGCACGGAGGUCGUGCUGCGGGUGAACGCUGCUACCAGCGACGCCGCCUCGCAGACCGACACCUUGGAGGACACGGAGCGGGACUGCAAAUCGCCCAGGCCGUUUCCCGAGUCGAGGAAAAAAUUGCCGGAGGAAAUCGAGUGCGAGGAGCUCAGCAGAGACUUGGCCAGUCAACUCAGCCCCAACGACAAGCUGGUGCCUAUACUCGUCCCAGCGCCGGAGCACAAGAAACCCACCGACUACGUUUCCGGCCUGUUCAGGGUGGAGGCGACCUUGCAGCCACGACCGAGGCGACGGCUCUCCCUGGAGGAGUCAACGGCCUCCUGCGGCGAGGACGCGGAUGCGGACGAUAAAAAGCACGAAACGAUACCUUCGGCUCCCGUCACGCCACUGUCGGCUGAUCCUACUAGCCCCCUGUCCCCCACUUCGGCUUACUUCACGACGUCCGAGGGAAAGGCCAGGUUCCUGACGAGAUACUCGCGGGACGUCACGGUGGAGGGAUUAACACGUCAGGAGGAUGCGCCGGCGGUUGUACCGACGAACAGCCUUGACCUUAGGCAAAAAAAGGAGGAACUGAUGAUGCGGCUCGACAAGAAACUGGUGGUCCUCAGGGCCGAGCAGGAGGCUGUAAGGGAAGAGGGCGAUGUAAACGAGGCUCUGGGUGCGCGAGUCUCCGCGCGCGUUUCCGCCGUGGCUCGUCCGCCGGAAGCGUCCAAGUAUCGGCUUCAUGUAGAGGAAGUCGGCAAGAUUACGAGCCUUCUCCUCGGUCUCAGCGGCAGGUUGGCUCGCGCUGAGAACGCCCUUUAUGGAAUGCCGGCCGACCACGCGGAGAGAAAAAUUCUGGAGAGCAAACGGGACAAGCUAAUGGAUCAAUUGGAAGAAGCGAAGACUCUGAAAAGUAACAUAGACAAGCGCAGCGUGAACGUGUCGGCGAUCUUAGCGAAGUACCUGAAUCAGGAGGAGUUUGCCGAUUACCAGCAUUUUAUCAACAUGAAGGCGAAACUGAUAAUGGACGGUCGCGAGAUACAGGACAAGGUGAAACUAGGCGAGGAGCAAUUAGCCGCGUUGAAAGAGGCAAUCGACUAGUCGUAACGAUGGACUUACACGCUAAGUUAUUAUGAAAUCAAUUCGUGUAUAACCGUGCAUCUUCAAGCGUGAACAAUGAAGAAGUUUCGCAUAACGAGCCGAAACCGACUCGAAAGCGUAGGUUAAUAGGGAUGAAAAAUUACGGGGACACGCGUAGGUACACUUUGUUCCAAGCCUGGCCCAGUAUUGAAAAUCCCGGGAUUUCUGAGCACGCGCAGCUGCAAAUGGCAAAUAUUGCAUUACAACCAAGUAUUAUGAGCAUAUGCUUACAUUUUUCUUUUAUACAUAACUGUUGGGUUCUGAACGACCGUAUUUUCGAAGCGUUUCUGUAUUUAUGUCAGACGAAAAUUAUAUUCGAAAUUGAUUAAAUAUUUUAGAUGCGUUUCUUUGAGAUUCAUUUUUACGGUAUACAUUUUUUACGAUAAAUUUAUAUUAGAGCGUGUAAAUUUCUGUAUUAAAACAAGAUUAAAGACAUUGUUAUUUAAAGUGACAGAUAACGCUAUUAAAAGAAAGACAAAAAGAACGCAAACGUUGAGUGAAUUUGGUGCACACGAAGGGUGAUCGGAAUUUUCUUUGCGUAUAAUGUGAAAUCACAAGUCGCAGGUUGAACCCAAUGUCCUCACGAGCCAAGUGUGAUCCCGAAGCCUUAAGUGCCUAGUCUUUGUUAAGCUUGCGUCGAUUUUCUCGUGUUCCCCCAGUGAACCAUGAAGAGCGCAAUAUUUCGCCGACAUAUCGCGCGACUAAGGAGAAUAUCACGAGGCACUGCGAUAUCAGACGAUUGAAGACUAAGAAUGUAUCCUUUACGCUUCCGGACUUUGUUUUUGGAAGAAGACCGAAAUUGUACCUUUUUUUUGUCGUAGCACAGAGAUGCGUCUGUAAAUACAAAUUACCAGGUACGAUGCGUAGUCUUUAGAAAGUCUGGAAAAAGACGGAACGCGCGCGUAACCAAAAGACGAAGACGACGAAUCGUUAUCCAGGUUUCAUGACGUUGUGCGAGGAGUAAUAUACGACUCUCAUGUAUACACAUAUCUGUACUAUCCUUCGUGUACCGAUCAACGUUGAUAAUUAUCGAGUAAAACGAUGCUCGACAAUUGGAAACGUGUCGAGCGAUAUUAAGGAUAUAUAUCUCGGCGAAGUGUCAAAAUUUUAAUAUAUUCAUUAGAAAAGGAAACACGCGUAUCUUAUGUAUUUCGAGUCUAAGCUUUGCGCGCGAUUUGUAUCCAGAAGCGCGCCGAUGACGCGGUGCGGUGUAAGUAAUGCUCCGAUGCAACAUUCGUCCACGAUCGUGCACGAUUACGGACGCUCGGAGGUGCGCGAUUAACUGACAAUCGCGAGUUGCGAGUUCAGACGAGCUCUGCGCGAAGGAAGCGCGUAAAGAUGCCACCGAGGGCUCGGAAAAUGCACACUGUACCGAUUCACAGUGAGUAUACACUGAGAGCCAUGAACGAACAACGAACGAACGAGCGAACGUGUAAUAUGAACGUGUAUAUUUGCGUCUAAACGCGCGCGAACUUUUUCCGACGAGCCACCUUAUGAGCAAAUCGGCCCGGAAAACCUUCAGUUUGGAUUCGUUGUGGCGUACGCAUUUCCCAAAUUGCAACAACGAAAGUUGUUCAAGUUCGCUGUUCGUCCCUUGGUCGUACGCUCAAUGUAUACCCAGCUGAAUAAUUCGUUGUUCGCGGCGUACGAAUCACCGGAUGGUCGAUUUAGAAUUACUACGUGGUGCCUUCUUAUUUACGACAUGUGAUACGAGAGUAAAGAGGAGUUCACGUUCUCUGCGCGCGGCGCCUGAAUCACCGAGCGUUGCGGGCAACUUGUAUUUGUAUAUAGUAAUAAGUAGGUUAAAGCGCAUACACACAUACACACUCACACUACUCCUGACACGUGAAACACGUACACAUGCGUACUUAUAUACACCCAUGCGCGCGCAUAUGCGCAAACACUUGUACAACGAAGUACUAUUUUUACGUAUUGUUCUAACCCCCGGGGGUCCUCGUAGACCCCUAUGACGCUUGUGAUCUUAUUUACUCUGUACGACCCCACCAAGGACUCUCGAAAGUAACGUGAUAUCGCGCGCGUCGUAUUUCGAGCCUCCAUGGUGGUCCAGCGAGAAAUUUUAUGCCACGGUCAUUUCGAUAAAUUCUCAUAUCUCGUCUCAAUGUUCCGCCGUCCCGUUUCUACGUCCCUGUUUGUAAUCCCCACGCGUCUUCUCUGCUGCCGACUGCCCCCUCCCCGCUCGUCGCUACUCUACCGAGGGCGGAGAAGAGAUGAAACAUGCGAAAUCACACGGAAGGAGAGGUGGUCCUCCGAAUCUUUGGGCUCGGUAAUGAGACAUUUACCGUGGAUCCAAGGAUCUCGAGACGGAAUCCAUCCCGACCGCNCCCCCCCCCCCCGUAUGAGAGGAGCGCGACUCGAAGAACAUCCGGUUUCGUUCAUCGGUCUCGUGCGCGUUACGUAAAGGAUAUUAACGUGAUAAUAUCAAUGCGCUUUGAUCUCAGACGGUGUAACUCGGGUCGCGGAUAAUGAAGAGAAAUGAGAGAGAGAGAGAGAGAGAGCGUGUCACAAGCCGGGACCGGACUGUCACAAUGAACAAGGAUCGCGCGUGAGAAAGACUGAGUACAGGGCAUAAAAUUUUGCGGCAUAAUAGUCAGUUUCUGUUCCUCGUUUGUUUCUCGAUGUCCGCGAGUCGGCUGCGGCGGAUAGUAUAAUGAUCUUGCCGUUCGACCGGAAGCAGCAGCAGCCACUAUGUUGUAACGCAAGCAGCGCUGUACCGCGCGGCGGCGGCGACGACGGUGUCGGAUGCAAAAUGGUCAGCCUUUUAUCGCCGCCUCGCGCCCGUUCGCCGUGGGUAAGACGCGGCUGUUGUACAUAACAAAUUAAUCGAAAACAUGGUGCUCUGGAUAUCUAUUUUUUACGAGAAGAAACGUUCCAUUAAUUCGUAAGCUAUCAUUACCACUUAAGGACAUUAAUAUUUAACAUUCUCGCUCUGUGUACAUAUUACCACGUAUAUAGGUUUUACGUGAUGCGACGGCAACAUAAUAAUUACACAUACAACUCGCGCGUCACCUAUAAAAGCGACGACGCUAGGUCGUUGUUAGUCUGAUAAUAUUAUCCCAUGCAAAUGUACUACAAGAUCAUUUACGGUAACUACGUUUCUCAAACUUGCUUGCAAUAAAUAACACGUUGGAAUUUCAA
Molecule: messenger RNA, 8758 nt
Organism: Dinoponera quadriceps
Lineage: Eukaryota; Metazoa; Arthropoda; Insecta; Hymenoptera; Formicidae
Gene: Shrm
Product: protein Shroom
Exons: 11
Coding region: 92-5563 (1823 amino acids)
Biological process (GO): actin filament organization
Cellular component (GO): cortical actin cytoskeleton; apical junction complex; apical plasma membrane
Molecular function (GO): actin filament binding
Source: RefSeq, a predicted model, not a curated record